Molecule: messenger RNA, 1230 nt
Organism: Acaromyces ingoldii
Lineage: Eukaryota; Fungi; Basidiomycota; Exobasidiomycetes; Exobasidiales; Cryptobasidiaceae
Exons: 4
Coding region: 396-1121 (241 amino acids)
Biological process (GO): 'de novo' protein folding
Cellular component (GO): endoplasmic reticulum; endoplasmic reticulum membrane
Source: RefSeq, a predicted model, not a curated record
CCACGCAGUCGCUCUCUCCCUUUCUCUCCUUUGCACCUCUCCGUCACCGCCCCCACCCAUCGCCGCGCCACAGCAUCCGCUUCUCUACACCCUGGCUCCCUCCUCUGUCACCGAGCGCAGCUCUUCGACAUCGGCGAGCUCUUCUCCGAUUGACUCUUAACCGACCUUGGUCUCCGUAUUCAAAAUAAAAGUUGAAUUUAGCCGUUAGGAGGAGAAAAUCCAAGAAGCCAAGGUUCUUGCGUCGUUCGAUCGCCCGGAUCCCUAAGCGUACGCGCGCCACGGAGUGCCUCGACACAGGCCCCUUCGUCCGAUCGAUCUCGGUCUGCCUCAUCUUUUUCACCACACUUCCUCCGAAGCCUGUCUGCCCCUGCGCUCCUGGCACGACUCGAUACAUCAUGUCGAAAGCACAAGCAGUCGGGUCAAAUCGAGCGGCGCAACGACCCAGAGCACUCGUCCGUUUCCUAAUCGGCUCUGUUGUGCUGGCCCUUGUCAUGGUGUCGGCCGCCGCUCAGGCCCAAGCGACAGUCGACAACACCUUCAACCCGCAAUCAGACUUUACCGCUAUCCAGAACCAGACCUCCCUCUCUGGCACCUGGUCCAGCGGGUCUGGCAAUGUCAAGACUGGCCUGGACUUCUUCAACCCCAUCACAAAGAACUUCACAGUACCGGCCACGUCGGGCAUCUCGUACAGCUUCACCGAUGACGGCUUCUUUGAGACGUCGACGUUCACCUACAAGUCGAAUCCAUCCAUGAACCGAUGUUUCACAGCGGCCCUGACAUGGCAGCACGGCACCUACUCGUUCAACGCCAACAACUCCAUCUCACUAACGCCAUUUGCCCCAGAUGGAUACGUCCAGAUCAUGGAUCCCUGCGGUGCGCAGUCGAUCAAGACCUACGUCUACAACCAGUUCGAGCUCAUUCCCCAGUGGGUCACAUACCAAGAUAACCACCCGGGCUUCCUGCCCGCCGGACAGACUGCUUGGGCGGUGCAGAUGUACAACGACGGAGGUAAUGGCGCUGUGGGCGCGUCAAAGUCGGUCAUGUGGCUCGUCAAGCGGCCGGCCGACAUGCUGCCCACCCAGCAGCUCUACCAGCAGGUCCUCAACCAGGCCCACGCCUGAGCUGAGCAUACUAGGCCCGCUUUUCCCUUCUUUUCUGUUCCCUUCCCACAUCGUCACCUGUACGGACUAUAUACAUCAACAUUAUCAAUUCUGGUCAUCUAUUCAGCGA